This is a messenger RNA of Microtus ochrogaster (prairie vole), 827 nucleotides long. Its product is annotated as protein SET-like. NCBI's taxonomy places the organism in Eukaryota, Metazoa, Chordata, Mammalia, Rodentia, Cricetidae. The record is from RefSeq and is a predicted model, not a curated record. Bases 1 to 615 code for a protein of 204 amino acids. The transcript has a single exon.
AUGACCUCUUAUAAUCCUAAUUACCUCCACAUACACACACAAAACCAUCCACAAGUGUCUGCACUGCUUGGGGAGGAAGACGAAGAGGCUCUGCAUUAUUUAACCAGAGUUGAAGUAACAGAAUUUGAAGACAUUAAAUCAGGUUACAGAAUAGAUUUUUAUUUUGAUGAAAAUCCCUACUUUGAAAAUAAAGUUCUCUCUAAAGAAUUUCAUCUGAAUGAGAGUGGUGACCUGUCCUCAAAGUCCACUGAAAUCAAAUGGAAAUCUGGAAAGGAUUUGACAAAACGCUCGAGUCAAACACAGAAUAAGGCCAGCAGGAAGAGACAACACGAAGAGCCAGAGAGCUUCUUUACCUGGUUUACUGACCACUCUGAUGCAGGUGCAGAUGAGUUAGGAGAAGUCAUCAAAGAUGACAUUUGGCCAAACCCCUUGCAGUGCUAUUUGGUUCCUGAUAUGGACAAUGAAGAGGGAGAGGCAGAAGAUGAUGACGAUGAUGAUGAAGAAGAAGAAGGCUUGGAAGAUAUUGAUGAAGAAGGAGAUGAAGGUGAAGAAGAUGAAGAUGAAGAUGAUGAUGAAGGGGAAGAAGGAGAGGAGGAUGAAGGCGAGGAUGACUAGCAGAGAAGACUGAUGGAUUCCGACUCUCUUUUUUAUUUUCUUUUUAUUAAAUUUCUCCAGUCCCUGGGAGCAAGUUGCAGUCAUUUCCCUCCCAUCCCCAAUCCCUCUUGUGCUCAGUCGCCCUGUUUCUGAGGUCUCGCUUCUCAAUACCAUGGUUCUCAACUUAUUUUUGGGGAAAUGUCUUGAGCAAAAUACAAUGGGAAAAGAAAGAA